AUGUUAAGUUCAACAACUGAUUUACCGACAUGGGCACAACUUACUGAAUUCUUAGAGAGUAGAUUCCGCAGUAUUGAAAUGAUUGACCCUUGCAAACAAUUUGUGAAGUCUUCAGUUUCUAACAAGAUAAACCAAUUUUCAAAACCCAAAUCAUUUCAUUCAGCAGUGCAAGAGGUUACCAAAUCCUCAAAUAAUAAUUGUGCUUUAUGUAACGGGUCGCAUUACAUAUAUCACUGCCAGAAGUUUGAGCAAAAACCAAUAAAAGAGAGAAUUGAUUUCGUACAGCAUAAAAGACUUUGUUUUAACUGUAUGUGUCCAAAUCACAUAGUAAAUAAAUGUCGUCAAAAUACGAGCUGCAGGAAGUGUGGCAAGAAACAUCAUACGAUGCUACAUAUUGAGAAGGAUGGGUCUAUACACCAAGAGAGUAACACUAACGAGGGAGAAAUACACAUACAAAAGAGUGACAAGAGUAACACUGAGACAAGAAUUGUGGCUCACUUUGCGCAAGGACUACAGAGUCAUAAUGUACUAUUGGCCACAGCUAUUAUUAACGCACACUCUACAACUGGAGAAAAAUAUCACAUACGCGCGCUACUGGAUCAAGGAUCACAAGCGUCUUUUAUAAGCGAAUCGACUGUACAAUUACUUAAUCUUAAACGAAUACCAGUAAGUGGUGUGGUGUCAGGCUUGGGAGACGGGCAAACAAGAAUUAAAUAUUCGGUUUCGUUAUUAUUAGAGUCACGCUAUAAUCCAAAUGCUAAAUACCGUGUAAAUGCGUACGUUUUAGGAGUACUAACGUCGUUACUUCCAGGGGACAAACUAUGCGCUCCUAAAUGGGUACACUUGGAGCAACUUCAGUUAGCCGAUCCAGGUUACGCCACACCAGGGAAAAUAGAUAUCCUUUUAGGCGCAGAUGUUUACAGUGAGAUUUUACAAAAUAAUAUGGUGAAACACCCAGAGGGCAAUUUAAUUGCACAACUUACGGCUUUCGGAUGGGUACUAUCUGGAAGAAUACCAAGAGAUUCACUACACAGAAAGAGUAUAAUAAACAUGCACAUACAAAUGAGAAGUGAUGAUGUAUUGAGAAAAUUUUGGGAAAUUGAAGCGGAGCCCGAUUUAAUCAAGAAGAAACUUACAGUAGAAGAAGAGGAGUUUAUAAAUGUUAAAAGUGAAAUUAAUUUCGAUCCUAUAACGAGUCCACUGCUUAUGGUUCGUCCUUGUGAGGAUGAAGAUAUAGUUAUCUGGUUUGACCCUGGAUUAUCACCAAGAGAAAAAAAUCGAUAUUACGUUGUUAUAAACAAAAUUUUGCCGAAAGGAAGUGUUCUGAAUUUUUCUUUUGAUUCCGAUGUACACAUCAUCCGUAUUACAUCCCAUGAUUAUACAAAAUAUGUAAAAGAAUUCCUAAGCGAUAGAGAGCAGGUUAUGUACAAUUUUACUUCAGAUAGCGACGGUUAUGGAUUCAUUGUGAAAGGAGCUAUCCCCGGCAUAAGUCCUUACUUAACAUCCCUUGCUAUAAACAAUCAAGAAUUCUGCAAUAUACCGAAAGUGGGAUAUUUUGAAGAAAUCAUCUCUGAAACAAACGACAGCGGACCGUACAGCCAGUGUGGACGACGUAAAAUAAAGUAUACUGAAUUAAUAGUGAACGGGGAUGCCACUAAGCCAGGUGACUGGCCUUGGCACGUCGCGAUAUAUAAUAUAACGAACUCUGUGAUAAGAUAUAUCUGUGGUGGAACUUUGAUAUCUAAAUAUUUUAUUUUAACUGCUGCCCAUUGCGUAACUGUCAAGGGUAUUGCACUAGGGCCAAAAAGCUUACAUGUCGUUCUUGGAAAACAUAAUUUAGUCGGCGAAGAACAAGCAUCGCAGGAAAAACAGGUACAUAGAGUAAUUGUACACGGAAAAUUUCAAUUUAAUAUAUCAGAAAACGAUAUAGCUCUACUUAAACUCAGAUCUGAUGUGGUAUUUUCUAAUUACAUACAACCAGCCUGCCUUUGGUACAGCAACAUUCAGCCUUCAAAUAAAGUUUUUGGUACGGUGGUAGGGUGGGGGUUAGAUAGUACUGACUCCUUGACUUUUGAACUACGGCAAGCCAAAAUGCCCAUAGUGGCAAAAACCAAAUGUAUGAAAAGUGACCUCACUUACUAUGGUAAAAUAUUGAAUGGGAAGAAAUUCUGCGCAGGAUACCAUAAUGGUACAUCUGUUUGCAACGGUGAUAGUGGUAGUGGUUUUCACGUCUUCGUUCCUGACGAGGAUAUAGAAGAGGACGACAGUGGGGCUUGGUAUGUACGUGGAAUAGUAUCUACGAUGUUAUCUAGGGAAGGCGCGUCAUCGUUAUGCGACUCUACUCAGUACGCAAUUUUUACUGAUGUUGAAAAAUAUAGGCUCUGGAUAGAUUCUUACUUGGAAACUGAAAGAGAU
Molecule: messenger RNA, 2415 nt
Organism: Brenthis ino (lesser marbled fritillary)
Lineage: Eukaryota; Metazoa; Arthropoda; Insecta; Lepidoptera; Nymphalidae
Source: the annotation of a GenBank genome assembly